This is a messenger RNA of Prunus avium (sweet cherry), 3631 nucleotides long. Its product is annotated as protein NRT1/ PTR FAMILY 4.4-like. Gene Ontology annotation, cellular component: membrane. The record is from RefSeq and is a predicted model, not a curated record. NCBI's taxonomy places the organism in Eukaryota, Viridiplantae, Streptophyta, Magnoliopsida, Rosales, Rosaceae. Gene Ontology annotation, biological process: transmembrane transport. Gene Ontology annotation, molecular function: transmembrane transporter activity.
UUGAGCAAAAUGGGGCAUGCCACUACUGCCGAGUCAACUUCACGAGGACUCCAAAUUCGAAUUACUCUACCCAAAAGAUCGGCCCCGAGGAAAUGUAGGUUGAUGGACACUAUAAAUAUGAGGAGAGGCCAACCCACUUGUUAGAGCUCGUCUCAAAAUCACAAAACAAGUUUUAAGCAAGCGAGGGCCUCUGAUUUCACAAAAACAUAUACCUAGCUAGCUAGUUCUAUUAAGUCAGCAAAAAUAUACAUACAUAUAACACAAAGAGAGGAAGAGAGAGUGUAUAGUCAGUCUAUAGAGAAGAGAUACAGAAAGUUGACGAGAAACAAAAAUGAAAUUGAGAGGAGAUUCCAUGUCUGAGGCUGAGGCUGUGGUGGAGGAUAUGUCUGUUGAUUGGAGAGGCAGACCCUGCAAGCCUACCAAGCACGGUGGAAUGAGGGCCGCUGUUUUUGUCCUUGGUCUCCAAGGUUUUGAGAUGAUGGCAAUAGCCGCUGUUGGGAACAAUCUGAUUACCUAUGUAUUAAAUGAGAUGCACUUUUCACUGUCAAAGUCUGCAAACAUUGUCACAAACUUUAUAGGGACAGUCUUCCUCCUCUCCCUCUUUGGUGGGUACCUCUCAGAUUCCUAUCUUGGGAGCUUCUGGACCAUGAUCAUCUUUGGCUUUGUGGAGUUGUCUGGUUUUAUAUUACUCUGUGUUCAAGCCCAUCUCCCAGAAUUAAGGCCACCCCCUUGCAAGAUUAUGUCCCAUGAGUACUGUCCUGAGGCAAAGGGGUACAAGGCUCUGAUAUUCUUUGCUGCAAUAUAUCUGGUGGCCUUAGGAAGUGGUUGUCUAAAACCAAACAUAAUCUCUCAUGGGGCUGACCAAUUCAGGAGGGAUGAUUCCAAGCAAUCCAAGAAGUUAUCGUCUUACUUCAAUUGCGCCUACUUCGCCUUCUGCAUCGGAGAACUUAUUGCAUUGACUGUUCUUGUUUGGGUCCAAACACACUCUGGAAUGGAUGUUGGCUUUGGAGUGUCUGCAGCUGCCAUGGCAAUGGGAUUAAUUUGCUUGACUUUCGGUACACCUCUCUACAGGAACAAGCCCCCUCGCGGAAGUAUUUUCACUCCAAUUGCUCAGGUCUUUGUUGCUGCGUUUACAAAGAGAAAGCAAAUCUGUCCUUCCAAUACAGAAAUGCUUCAUGGAAACCAAAACAAUGUGCCAAACCACCUCUUCGUUCCAAUGUCGCCUAACAUCAGCCCUCUCCUCCAUACUGAAAAGUUCAGAUUCCUAGACAAGGCAUGCAUCAAAAUUGAAGAUGGAACUCAGAGGAACGAAAGUCCCUGGAGAUUAUGCACCGUGGCUCAAGUGGAGCAAGUCAAAAUAAUCAUCUCUGUGGUGCCCAUUUUUGCUUGUACCAUCAUCUUCAACACCAUUUUAGCUCAACUCCAGACAUUCUCAGUCCAGCAAGCAACUGCCAUGAACACUAGGAUCACAAGAGGCUUCAAAAUUCCCCCAGCUUCACUUCAAGCCAUCCCUUACAUUAUGCUUAUAUUUGUUGUCCCUCUCUAUGAAAUUGUCUUUGUACCUGCUGCACGAAAACUCACUGGAAGGGACUCUGGGAUCUCACCUUUGCAAAGAGUUGGCACUGGCCUCUUUAUUGCUACGUUUUCCAUGGUCUCCGCUGCACUAAUUGAGCAAAAGAGAAGAAACUUGGCCUUGUCUUCGAACGAACCGCUUUCUAUCUUUUGGAUUGCACCCCAGUUUCUCAUCUUUGGCCUCUCAGAGAUGUUCACCGCAGUGGGACUUAUAGAGUUCUUCUACAAGCAGUCAUUGGAAGGGAUGCAAUCCUUUCUAACUGCCAUGACAUACUGUUCAUACUCAUUUGGCUUCUAUUUGAGCUCCAUCCUUGUUUCUCUGGUGAACAAGCUCACCUCAACUUCUUCAAGGGGAGGCUGGCUUAGUGACAAUGAUCUCAACAGGGAUAGGCUAGACCGUUUCUAUUGGUUGCUUGCUGCCCUCAGCCUCAUCAACUUCUUCAAUUACCUUUUCUGGUCAAAUUGGUAUUCUUACAACCCGUCUUUAUCACUCCCUUCAUCACCAAAACAGUCCUACGGAAAAGACUUGGAAAGCAAUAACUUCAACCCAUCAAAGCAUGUUGAAGCUCACAAUAUUAAAACUUGAAGCUGACGCCGUUCAUCUCUCUUAUAAAUUUUUCUUGACCUAGCUAGACCCCUCUUUUGCUUAUUAAUGCUCUUAGAUAUGUACAAAAAUUAAAAGACAAAUCUCCUCAAGUAAAUGGUACCUCUAGAUAGAUACCCUUAAUUAGUGCAUGCUAGGUUGUUAAUUAAUAUAUAUAUUAUGACUGUGUAAGACGGACCAGUCUAGAGAGAGUCAGCCAAGUCUUGGAAUUGAUAUUGCCAAGAAUGUGUGAGGAAAAUAGGUCUAAACCCAUCAACCACAAGGUUCAAUGAACCCUCCUGCUUCUCUCCACCUUUUUCUUCAAUGCUUCUUUCUGUUGAUCAUGUGAAGGGGAGGGGUCUAAAUGUUUCUUUUGGGAGGAAAAAGUAGGAUGUAAGUGGUGGGGUUUGUUGCUUUAUGCUUUGGUUAGUUAAAAGAAGAGUCUUUUUUCACAAAAGCAAAGCUAAUCUAGCUAUGGUGAUGUAACUCAUACAUAUUCAUGGAUGGAUGUGUUAGAUAUGUAUAUAUUAUUAUUGCUUGUAACUUGUAAGCAUUUUCAUAAGCUUAAAAAUGGAAAACACUUUUGACUCUUUCUGGGGUCCUAGGGAUAAUGUGUUUGCUGUGCUCUUGUCUCUUUCUCUAGCACUUUCACCUUAAGAAUGAAACAUGUCUCAUACAUGUCUUGUGUUGGAAAUUCAUUAUUAUCUUCCUACCACUACUGGCUUUGAGAGUCGGAGUGUAGCAUUUCAACAUGAUUUUAACUUUUUAUGUUUCAUUAAAGACUCUAAGGGUCCCCAUGAGUAGCCAUCUUUACCAGCAAACUUGUCCCCCAUGCUUACUUACUGCUUACCCCUCUCCAAAUGUUAUGAGUAAAUCAUGGGUUAAGCAAGUAGAUCAUCAUCGCUCUGAUGAUAUUGAUAGCUUAGCGGUGAUUACCAACUGGUGAUUCAGAUUCAGCCUAAGGGUUUACCGACAUGCAACUGGUGAUUCGUAUUUGACUCCAAUAACUGUGACCAACUUACUUUUUUUUCUGUCCCGUUAUACCCUAAAUUAAUAUUCCACAUAAGGGCUGAAUGAUACAUACAUACAUACAUAUAUUAUUUUCCUAAUAAAGUUUCGAUUUCCAAAGCAUUCAAAUACAUUUCAUGUUCUCUUAACUAACACAUUACUGACCAAUGGAGAAUCCAAGAACUUUUCUUUGUCAGGGUGGAAAAAUAUAUCACCUGGCUACGUACCUCAAACUCUUUGGGGCAUUUCUUCGAGCAGCUUGCCUUCGUCAUAACAAGAAGCAUAUCAAUGCAUCAACCUUUCAUUCACAGCGAAAUAGAGUAAACCAAAAAUUACUUUUGAGUGUCCACAGAAUCACAUUACCCACAUGGGUUCUGAAAUCAUUUAUGAGCCUGAUCGUCCAUGUUAUUCAAAUGGGCUUCAAAAUAAUCAGGCCGAGCCCAUUUCAGUAUAACCUUUUUUUUCUUU